Annulohypoxylon truncatum is the source of this 1556-nucleotide messenger RNA. RefSeq lists its product as uncharacterized. Bases 204 to 1235 code for a protein of 343 amino acids. The transcript has 3 exons. The record is from RefSeq and is a predicted model, not a curated record. Lineage: Eukaryota; Fungi; Ascomycota; Sordariomycetes; Xylariales; Hypoxylaceae.
GGUUACUGCUUUCAAGGCGAUCUGCGAGGCAGAACUGGAAACGGGCUACCAACAGACCUGAAAGACCUUUUCCCAUAAAAACGUGGCGCGACAUAAGAACCCGAGAUAAAUCUCGAGCACUUACCACUUCUAGGUAAUCUAAAAUAUAUCCAAUAGUAUUAUAUACACCUAGGUAGGAAAACAACCUGGGUAUACUAUAUAUAAUGGGACCCAGAACGAGACCAGCUGACAAGGAAAAACUCGUGCAAAUGGACUUACUCUUUCGUGAAAUCCAGUCCAUCUAUGAUGCCGGUACCCCGAUUUUCACAAAAGAUAACAUACGUCAAGUUGGCAAAGAGCUACACCGUUUUCAGAAUGGUGACCGAAACAACGGUGGAAACAUCACGAUGAGGGGGGUUAAUGGAGUCGAUUAUGAAGUAUUUGUCCCACCUCCAAUUCGCAGACCUCCGAGGGAGAAUGAGAUUUGCAGCGAUCCAGCCUGGGUCAUUCAUUACUGCGCUAUCGAAUAUCUUACUAGCUUCAAGUAUCCGGACGUAGCAAUAUUCGAUCUCCAGUCGGCUUACCUCCCCAUGAGGAUUGGCUCUAUCGUUAGGAUUCAAAAGAAAAAUCUGAAGAGUUGUUCCUUAGAACUGCAGCGGCCCGCAGCGCCGGAAGAGGACCUAAACACAUACCGGGCCAUCGAGCGACACUGGAAAACAACCGAACACUACGCGCAACUUCAAGAAGUGCUAUCUAACAUCGAAAUACCCUUCCCUUUAACUAAGGUUAUUGCCGUUGCUUCGGGAAAACUCGUCUUUCAGUCGCAAGUAAGUAAACGCCGGGUUCUUCAUCACUCGCUUGUCUCCGACCUUCGUUUAACCCUAGUUCGACGCGGGUUUUUGCUCGACGCGGCGUCGCCCACCCAGCCGUAUGUCCAGGAUCCGGCCUAUACGCAACGAGAUACGGAUAUUUUACGCUCGGCCGGGUUCACCGUCCUAAACGAUCCGCAAGCAUGGCUAGAGCUGGACGAGUCCAGCGUUCUCGUGUGCAUCAACGCUGACCUUCCGGUCGCCGACAUCGUAGCUGACAUAUGCCGUCCAGCUUUGAUUAUCUGGGAUAAGAAGCGAGGACCUCAUCCUUAUUGCGCCGUAACUCCGAGAGUAAAAGCCAUGAUCGAGAACGAGUAUGUCGAAACUAAGUUUCCCGAUCACGAGUGCUUCGGAGAUCUGGUCAUGCUCAUCAGAAAGGCUACCUAAUGUUCAAGGCCCUAUUAUGAUGCCAAAUGUUUUGUGGCUAAGCAGACUGGGAGUGAUUACGGAGGCAGGCAGGUUUGAAGCCGUCGGCAGGAAUUAUGACGUUCGGGGGUUCGGGUGCAUGCUUUUCAUUCGACCCCAUAUCGACACACAGCUCUACCUACCAGCCAACUCUCGCUGAUUCCGUGAUACUACCCACCAAGAUAGGUAUCUAGCACACUCCACACUUGAACUCCCGCGGCCUUCAACAUAGAAGCGGUGAAAAGGCAGUAGAUAGUAGAGCACUACGAAGACCAUAUGUGCGAAUAAUGGAGAAACGAAUGA